This is a messenger RNA of Melanotaenia boesemani (Boeseman's rainbowfish), 2251 nucleotides long. It is a transcript of the gene slc60a1a, whose product is annotated as major facilitator superfamily domain containing 4Aa. Bases 323 to 1573 code for a protein of 416 amino acids. Lineage: Eukaryota; Metazoa; Chordata; Actinopteri; Atheriniformes; Melanotaeniidae. The record is from RefSeq and is a predicted model, not a curated record. The transcript is spliced from 10 exons.
UCCUGACUGGUAUUUACUUUCUGUGCUGGCGUGGAGUCCCGUCGCCGCGGGUGGGAAUGAGCAGCGCGUGUCUGAAGGGGCAACAUGACGCUGCUAGACGAGAGCAUCUGGUCGCUGUUCAUGCGCCACUUGCAGCAAACUCUCACCUACUGGAGCGUGUUCUUCAGCUUCGGCUUGUGCAUCGCCUUCCUGGGACCCACCAUCCUGGACCUGAGGUGUCAGACCCAGUCCACCCUGCAGCAGAUCACCUGGGUCUUCUUCUCCAGCAGUUUUUCCUGCUGGUGUGGCAGCAGCGUGGGAGGACUUUUUUAAGAGCACGCCCAUGUGCUCCCUCUCUGCACUCUUCUCAUCCACCCUCAUCAUCUCACUCGUGUUUGCCAUCAUACCAUUAUGUCACCAUGUGGUGCUGCUGUCCGUCGCCAUGGCGCUGGCUGGGCAAGCCAUGGGGAUCAUAGACACCAUCGCUAACCGACAGCUGGUGACACUGUACCAGAAGGACUCGGCCAUCAUCUUGCAGGCUUUGCAUUUCUUUAUAGGUCUGGGAGCACUGGUCAGUCCACUGGUGGCUGAUCCAUUCCUGGCAGACGACAGCUGUGUCCUGGGAGCCAACUGGACCGCCAACUCAUCCUUUUCCUUGGAUCUACAGCACCUCCGUGAAAGCCUGGCCGGGCAUGGAGCCGUACUGCAGAAUACCUCCCAAUAUCCACUGUUCACUGAGGGUGUGGUCAUCACUAGGGUGGCGUACGCCUUCUGGAUCAUGGCUCUUAUCAAUCUUCCUGUGCCGGCAGCAGUGCUAGCAUUAAUGUACCACCAGAGACUCCUGCCUUGCUCCAGCAGCAGCCCCCGCCUGCUCGACAAAGAGUCCCAGUCCAGUUCAAACCCUGCAGGAGACGGUGGACAAGGACAUGGAAAUGUCUUCAGUUGCUGUAAUCCCUCCAAACUCCAAGGUCACUCGGCUACUUUCUUCAUCCUCCAUGUGCUGGGCGGAGCCAUCGUCUUCAUGACUGAUGGAAUCAUAGGCUCCUACGCUGGCUUCAUCUACACCUACGCUGUGUCCCCUCCCCUGCUGAUGAGCCAUAAGGCAGCCGGCUGUCUGGACAGCGUAUUUUGGGCUUCGAUCACAGCAGGAAGAGUGGUUUUCAUCGGCUUCUCCUACAGAUACACAGUACCACUGCUACUCACCCUUAGUCUGGUGGGGGUCAUUCUGGUCCAGUGCCUGUUGCUGUUCUUCUACACCAGCUGUGUCUUUCUCUUCAUCGGCACCUGUUUGUUGGGACUUUCCAUCAGCAGCGUGUUUCCCUUCAUGUUGGCCUUCACCGAGGACAUGUUCAACUACAGAGGUUGUGCUACAACAGUCCUGGUGACGAGUGCCAGCACAGGAGAGAUGAUGCUGCAGCUGCUUGUUGGAUCAGUGAUCCACAGUCAGGGCAGUUACUCCUUCCUGUUGUGUUCCACAAUAACAUCCUUCAUCAGCUUCGCCCUCUUCCUGCUGCUGCUCUACAUCCACCAUGUCCACACAGAUUCUUCUGAAUGUGUGGACAUGACGGAGAAGUCAAAGACGGGAGUCUCCUGAUCUUCAGACGCCAGAGGGGACGUCAGUGGAGGACAAGCUUCAGUCUUCAAGCUCCAGCUGGGAUCGAACGUUUGGCCUCCUCUCCAGCAGCUCGGCCACGUCUCAGUCGUCAUGUUCCCACCGCCCGUCGUCCUCUCCCCAGAAAUCUGACUUGAAUCGUCUUUGGUCUCCUGCUGUCAUUUCUUGAUAAACUUUAGAGGCACACAAACUGAGACACGUUCACGUUUAUUUAUAAGCUUUUUAUUAUUCUUGGUCUCGUUUAACCUUCCUGUUCUCACACAUGAAAAUGCCACUUAAGACGAAGCAGCUUGUAAACAUUUGAAGAAGCAUCGACGAACUGGACACAAACAGAAUAGUUUUUUAAAACAUCUUUACAUUUUAAGAGAAGUGGAGCAGAAAAUAUGGAAGCCCAUCCCGCCACCAGGAAAUUAAACUCCACAAAGAUUUCAAUCAGAUUAACAUGAUAAAAUUCAGACUUUGUGCAUUUCUUCCAGAGGGAUGAGACAAAUGUUGGUCUGGAGGUCACUAACCUUUUAUCUCCCAGUUUACUUUUCUCUCAUAAUUACCAUGAACUUCGUAAGGAUUUUUAAUUUCCAUGAGGUGGGAAUGGGCUUCCAUCUCGGAGAAUAAACAAGAAGAAACAUAAAGGACGAGUCCUAGAGGACCUCAUGGAGAUAA